Molecule: messenger RNA, 1389 nt
Organism: Sungouiella intermedia
Lineage: Eukaryota; Fungi; Ascomycota; Pichiomycetes; Serinales; Metschnikowiaceae
Source: the annotation of a GenBank genome assembly
AUGUUCGCCUCGGUGGCUCUUGCAUACGUGUUCCUUAUAUGGUACGCUGUAAUAAUCACCGUAGCCCUCUUGGGCUACCUUUGCAUUCGGAAAACAUUCCGUACUCCGCCUCUACCGACUGGAGAUCUCAAAGAUCUUGAACCUGUCACGAUUAUUCGUCCGAUUAAAGGCAUCGACCCUGAGCUCAAUUCUUGUUUGGAGCUGUCAUUUCUUCAGAACUACCCACGUGAUAAGCUUCAGAUCUUGUUUUGCGUUUACGAGGCAUCUGAUCCUGCCAUUCCUAUCCUUCAAUCGUUGGUCCAGAAGUAUCCAGAAAUCGACGCACAUAUCCUUGUUUCGGAGCCAGGAACUGACUACUAUGGCCCCAAUCCCAAAGUCAACAACCUUGCAAAGGGAUUUUUACGCGCAUCCCACGAUCUUCUUUGGAUCAUGGACCUGAAUGUAUGGGCAUCUCCAAAUGUGCUUGCCAAUCUGGUCUUGGCCAUGGCUAACAACACAAACUGCGGAAAAGUGGGUUCCAGUACUGGCCGUCCAGUGAAAUUGGUUCACCACGUGCCUUUAGCGCUUGCACUCGAUGGUGCACGGUCUGGACGGGGUAGUUUGCUUGAUGAAAUGUUCUUGUUCACUUCUCACAGUAAAUUCUACGUGAGCUUGAAUAACUUGGCCAUUGCUCCUUGUGUGAAUGGCAAAUCAAACCUCUAUCGCCGUUCCGAAUUGGACUAUGCGGUGUCCCGCAUUCCAUACGAGGAAUGUGCCUUCUUCCAUGAGGAUUCCGUCCGCCUGGACGCCAUGAGAAUAUCUGGAAAAGGUCCGGGCCACCUGAUUGAGUUCUUCGCCAAGUAUAUCGGUGAAGAUAACAUGAUAGCUAUUGCAUUGUGGGAAUACUGUCAUGGCCGUACUGCCUUGACUGGAGACUUGGUGGUGCAGCCACUUAUGUCACGCGACCAAUCCAACUCUAUUGGAGAAUACAUUAAUAGAAGAGUGAGAUGGCUCAGGGUCCGGAAAUACAUGGUCAAAGCUGCCACGCUAGUUGAGCCUUCUACGGAAUCUAUAAUAUGUGGAAUUAUCGGUACGUUGGCAGUAUCUAAACUAUUGUGGGGCCAAACGUUCAACAUUAUCUUCUUUUUAUUCCAUAUGGUGUGUUGGUUUAUGUGUGACACUCUGCAAUAUGGAAUUUGGGUAGACAACAUCCAUGGGUCCCGCCACGAGCCACACUGGCUCCAUAACAUUGCCCCAUUGACCAGAGAGUGGGUAGAAUGGCUACAAAUCUGGUUAAUGCGCGAGUUGUUGGCUUUGCCUAUCUGGAUCAUCGCUAUGAUUGGUCACGAGAUAAACUGGAGAGGGAAGCCAUUUAUGAUUAAGAAGGAUUUAUCUGCAGAGGCACUUUAG